Molecule: messenger RNA, 1344 nt
Organism: Mesocestoides corti
Lineage: Eukaryota; Metazoa; Platyhelminthes; Cestoda; Cyclophyllidea; Mesocestoididae
Source: the annotation of a GenBank genome assembly
AUGGUCCCAACGCCCCAUCUUAUUUCCGUGCCUUCUACAGCCUCGUCCAUUCCAUACCCUGUUGGCACAUCGUCGUUUAUUCCCCUGGCGCCUCCUGCGUCAACGUCUUCGGCCAAGCCUGUCGUCGGCAAACCUCCAGAGAUCUGUCAUUACCACCUGAUUUUUGGGCCUGACUCCAAACAGUGCAUUCCACCCUGUUCGUUCCAAUCCGAGGACAUCAGGAAGGUGUCUGCCCCAACCUCCAAACCUGUAGCCGCAUCCGCUGAAACUACCAACGUCGGGACUUGUCGCUAUCACAAGACUUACGGUCCUCGUAGCGAGAAAUGUGAACAACCAUGCAUUUACAGGAAGGAAAAGAAGGAUCCAAUUUCGUGUGCGAAAUCGCAGUCCAACACUUCCUCCGCGAAGGAGUCGACAACGGCGCCGAUGAAGGAGUCUACGCUCUCUUCCAGCAGUUCUCGAGAAGUAUGCUUCUUCCACAGAACAUACGGCUUAGGCUCCGUCAAGUGUCAGCCACCGUGCGUUCUGUCACCGCACAAUGCAACUUCUGACGAAGCCGACGUCGCCAAGAAGUCUCGAAGGGGUUCCACGUCGAAGUCUUCGCUGACACCGUCCUCUGCCGCAGUUAAGCCCGACAACGAGGUCUACCCGGGAGCCAGCCACUCGCAUACCAUUUACGUGCCAGUUCCGUCCAAGCGUCGUCGAGUCGAAUUGGCACCGAAUGACACUGAUGGCUUUGAGUUGACGUCUAACGGAGCCUCAGAUAUUUGUCCGCAUCACAGACAAUUUGGUGAGAAGGCCGUCGAGUGUGUACCACCGUGCAAAUUCCACAAAUCCCGCCUAUCAGCUAGCGAAACGGAACGGGGUGGAUCCGUCUCUGAUUCCACUCACAAGUCGCUUUCGGAAACAGAUUCACACUACGCUCAUCGAGGACGGUAUAGGAGCGAAAGCACAAAGCGCACGUCGCCAUACAAGUACUCCUCAAAAGGUCUGUCGGCGGAGGAUAUUCCUGCACCUUGCCAACAGCGCCCGUCGAACUCGCCUCAGGCACAAUCACCGGGCCUGUGUGUCUACCACAACGAGUUCGGUGAUAACGCCAAGCUCUGCUACCCUCCGUGCUCCUACAAACCGUCCACUGACAAUGCCUAUCCACGGCGACACGACGAUCGCGAAUCGUCAACACGUUCGGGGGAAUCGCGGGAGACAUCGAGGCACCGGUCUCCCGUAUUUUGCCGCUACCAUCAGCAGUUUGGUGACGCGGCACGCAAUUGCCAACCGCCCUGCGACUAUGCGUCUGCGCAGUCGUUCUCGAGGGAGCGUCAGUGUGGCCUGUCUUCCACCUAG